AUGUCCAGACUUUUGAAGAUAUGUUUCUUUUUGAUAUCAGUGAAUCAUGCUAAGAUUACACACAAUCAGAGCUCUGAAGAUUUGCCUCCAUUAUUACACAAAGCUGUGGAGGAAGUAAUAACUGGGAAAUAUCUGAAUGCCCUCCUUGAUAUACUUCAUUUUCAGAGUUCUAAUGUCUGGACAGCAGAUAUGCUUACAAAAGUCAUGGCAUAUUUUCAUGCCCAGGAAGUUAUGUUUACUUUUAGCAGCCUACAGAUGUCCAUAAAAAGUUACCUGAAGAAUCUUUUAUACCAGCCCAGGCAGCUACUGUCCGAAUUUCAACAGCUUGAUCAGCAGCAGUUCCAAACUGCAAUGAAGUAUCUCUUCAACAGCAGAAAGGACCAUCUUGAAAUGGGAAAUAUUAUUCUCAAUUGGGACAAGACUAGAGAGAGAAUUUUUCAAAGCCCAGGAGUAAACAGGACCUUGUUCUUUAUAACACUGGAUAAAUGCUUUCUGGUUCUGAGUGCUUUGGACUGUGUGGAUAUCCUGAGCCAGAUUUUGCGUGUGUCAGUGGUGAACUAUCUCCAACCUGAUGUCAUUGGGAGCCUUCCAAAUGUUCUGCUGGAGGAUGCUUUCAGAAACUUGUCAACAGUAUUCAAGGACCUCUAUGACAAAACGUCAGCAAUUACACAGAGAGCUCUGUAUGGCUGGAUGAAGCAGAUUCUACAAAAAUCCUAUAACAUGAGUGAGUUCAAUGAAUCAACUUCUUGGGUCAGUGCAGAAAACUUAUGGAUUUUGGGAAGAUACAUGGUUCAUCUCCCGUUAGAAGAAAUUCUGAAAAUUAGUCUCAGUGAAAUUCGACUAUUCAUUAGCUACGACAAUGCAACAAAACAGUUAGACACAGUGUAUGAUAUCACACCAGAGCUUGCACAAGCUUUCCUGGAAAGAAUAAACUCAUCAGGAUUUGAUAUGAGAAACACUUCAACCAUCUACAGGCUAGGUUUAUUGGUUUGCUUUUAUGAUGACAUGGAACAGAUGGAUGCUGCUGUGGCUCGGGCUUUACUUCAUCAGAUGAUUAAAUGCAAUCAAUUGAGAGGUUUCCAGGCUGAGAUUCAGAAGCUGAAAUCUCAACUCCUGAACAUUGCCAUGCAAAACCAGACACUGAAUGAUAUCCUUGGAUCUCUGUCAGAUGCCGUGGUUGGCCUAACUUCGAGUCAGCUGGAAUCUUUGUCACCUGAAGCAGUACAAAAUGCUAUUGCAACAUUAAACCAAGUCUCUGGGUGGGCAAAAAGCCAAGUUAUGAUUUUAUCCAGUAAAUACCUCUCUUAUGAAAAGGUUUUCUCAUUUUAUAAUGUUAGUCAAAUGGGCGCAUUGGUAACUGGUAUUAGCACGCAGUCAUUCUACAGCAUGAACCCAAAGGAGCUUUCUCAGAUUAUUUGUGGCAUGCUAUCACAAUACUUGUCUGACUUGACUCCUGCACAACAGCAAGGGAUCCUCAGGAAGAUAGCUGCAUCUGGAGAUUUUUCCUCAUCAGUGAAAGAUAUAAAAGGAGCUUUCUUUAAAGAAAUAUCUCUUUCUGAUUUAUGGAAGCAGACUGGAUAUAAUUCUUCAAUGAUGAAAGAAAAAGAGCUAAGAAGAAGCCAGGCUUUGUAUCUGUAUGAAUUACUGUCUAAGAAAAACUCUCCUGUUGACCUGCUAAGCACAGGACAGCUUGUGAAAGGAGUAACUUGUCAACUCAUUGAAAGUAUGGGCACAGACUUUUUUUUAAACACUUUUACAUUCUUUGAAAAAAAUCUUCAUCUGCUUUCUCCCUAUCAGGUUAAUUGUUUGGCUUGGAAGUUUUGGAAAGUCUCCAGUGCAUCUAUUCCUCCCUUCCUCUUACUGGUGCUUCCGGUUGAGUACCUCGAGAAUGUCUCAGGCCCUUUGUGUGUCCCUUUCAUUGAAAGUCUGGGGAAGACUGAAAUGGACCUUUUGAAUCCAAGCCUUCAGAAAAAGAAUGCUGUGAUGCAAAAAGUACAGGAGUGCUUGAAUGGCUCCAUUGCUGAUGAAUAUGAUGUUGACCUACUUGGAAAUCUAAUCUGCCACUUAUCUCCAGCCUUUCUACGUGGCAGAGUGUCCCUGAAGGCAAUGGCAACAGCCCUUCAUCAAUUCAAACUCUGCCAACAGCUCAACCAUGAGCAGAAGAUUGAAAUUAAAUAUAAACUCCUUGAGUUAUAUGGCUCCCCAAACAACUGGACAGCUGAAACAACAUUAGAUGUUGGACCAUUCACAGCUCUGCUGUCAAAAGAGGAAUUAAAAGUCCUUGCUGAAAAGUUCCCAGAUACCAUUUUACAAAUAGCAAAGACAACUGGACCAGUUUCUUCAGCUGAAGAGUUUUUGUCAACUGUAUUCAAAUCUGUCUCCAAUGCCACUGCCAACAUCGAAUCAUCUCUCACCAGACCUGAUUGCCUGGGUACCAGAGCUCCUUCUUCAGAUGAAAUUAUUAAAUUAGCAGAAGCAAAUGUCUUUUGGUCAGUUCAGGAACUGGAAUGCAUGGACACAGGGACUUUUGACAAAAAUGUGGAACUUCUUGGGACUGUCUCAGGUUUUAACAGUUCCCAGCUUAUUGCCUUGAAGGAAAAAGCCAAGCAG
Messenger RNA from Mesitornis unicolor (brown roatelo), 2610 nucleotides. It is a transcript of the gene OTOA, whose product is annotated as otoancorin. The transcript has 22 exons. Gene Ontology annotation, biological process: cell-matrix adhesion. The annotation marks the transcript as partial. Gene Ontology annotation, cellular component: cell surface. Lineage: Eukaryota; Metazoa; Chordata; Aves; Mesitornithiformes; Mesitornithidae. The record is from RefSeq and is a predicted model, not a curated record.